Molecule: messenger RNA, 3782 nt
Organism: Cricetulus griseus (Chinese hamster)
Lineage: Eukaryota; Metazoa; Chordata; Mammalia; Rodentia; Cricetidae
Source: RefSeq, a predicted model, not a curated record
CUCAGACUCAGGUUAGAGUCAGAGGGUGCUGCCCUGCAGAGUCUGCGCAGGUGAUGAGGGUAGUAUUGCUUGGUCACGGGGCCUGGAUCCUGGGUUCCUGGACACUUGGGGCAUUGAUUUGGCUGCCUGUGACCUCCAGGGGGACCUGACCCUGGUAGCCUCUAUGGUUGAGUGGGUUAAUUGAAUCAUUUUUAAGUAAGGAGAUUAUUGCUCAAGGAUGCAGCAUGUACGUUCUAUCCUGUUUGGAGGGAGAAUCUUCCUUUACUAUCUGCCCUGUACGUGGAUGGAUGGGAAGACUUUGGACAUUCAAGGCUUGUUCAGUGGAGGUUUUGCCUAGCCUAUGCAGAACACUCCCCUAGCAUCUUCAUUCCUCUAACUACACUGAUGUUCUUUACUGACUGACAUUAGUAAGAAAGUAGGGGACCUUGAUAACACUGGGCCAGCUUGCUAGAUUCAGCACCUGGGAAGCCAUGUAGCAAAGCCCUGAUCCUGAGGGCCAUAGAGGGCUAGGCUUUGGGUUACCACUUAGUAAGCCCUGAAGGUUUGAGAGGGAAACUGGAGUCCAGAUUUUACAGGCCUUGUGUAUCCCACAGCCUCGUUCUCCUUUGCCACUUAAAACCUCCUACAGAGGAGGACUGGGCUCUACGAAAUGGAGUUGUUUCAGCUGUCUAUCCUGGCAUCACCUCUCAGCAUACCUGAACCCAGCUGGCACUCACUUCCUGUUGCCACUCUUACAGGUGAUGCCCAAGGUUCUCGCUCCUGCCUUCCAAGUCCUGCAAGUACUGUUCCCCUGCCACGAAUGCUCUUCCUUGCCAGUGUGGCCUCCCUGAAGCUCACCUACCCAUGCAGUUAGCACCACAGCACCUGGUCCUCUGUGCUUCUGAUGUGACCAUACCUGGACAGACAUUUGGGAGUGUUGACCUCUUGGACUGUCCUGUGCAGCCCGAAUUCCAGCCUCGUUGAGCCAGCCACACCAAGAACUUUGCACCAGAGAAGCCCCUCCAAGCACUAACCAUGUCUAUUAUGGACCACAGCCCCACUACGGGGGUGGUCACGGUCAUUGUCAUCCUCAUCGCCAUUGCUGCCCUGGGGGCCUUGAUCCUGGGCUGCUGGUGCUACCUGCGGCUGCAGCGCAUCAGCCAGUCGGAGGAUGAGGAGAGCAUCGUGGGUGAUGGCGAGACAAAGGAGCCCUUUCUACUGGUGCAGUACUCUGCCAAGGGGCCGUGCGUGGAAAGAAAGGCCAAGUUGAUGACCACCAAUGGCCCAGAAGUGCAUGGCUGAGCUGGGCUGCGAAGGCCCUGGUUCCGUUUGCAGCCAGCCCAGAAGCACUGAGAGGGCAGAAGCAGACAUGAUGCUGUAUGAGAGGGGUUGACACUUGCUGGCAUGGUCUCUUCGGGCUUCAUCAUCGCAUGCACUGACUGCGGGUCCCGGCUGUCCUGGUAGGGCUGCCCAUUGCAGGCAGUGGGCAGGCCUGACCUUGCUCGUGGCCCCUUAGCGCUUUUGUUACUUGAAUGUUUUAGCUGAGCCUGUUUUUGAUGGAGCUACUACUGUAAUGCGUGAACUAACCAACCUGUGAACUGUAAAUAGGCCCGGAAGCACGUGCUUAAGCCUUUUUGCUGAUUUUUAAAACUACCACAUAGAGCCCGUGGGACUGGCUUGAUGACUGUAUUCAUGGUGGGCUGAGGCAUGACCAUGGAGAGUCUUUGACUGGUCAGGCCCCAGAUGCCCUUGGCAGGGCUCACUAAGGUCUUAUCUGUGUGUAUGGAAAGGAAGUGAAAGGCUAAGCAGCUGGGGUGCUCCGGUGAUUUCUGCUUGGUUAGUAAUGGGUAGAAGAAAGACCACGCCCCUUCCCUUUGAUCGCUUCGGCUUUGUUAAAUAGCAGUGUGUGCAGAUGGCAGUGACUGCAAGGAAGCUGCUGUACUUGUUUGGAAGCCUGUGACGGACAGACGAGUUCCCCCGUGAGUCCUGAGGGCUGCCAGGCAGCUUAGCGGAGCAGUCUCUUGCCCUUUGUUCAUGAGCAUGCCCAGUACAUCCCUUCGGCACAGGCUUUGUAGAAACUGCUCUGGUCCUCUGGAAACACCAGAGCCUGUGGUGGCUACUUGAAGUCAGAAACCCAGUUGGCCCAAGCAAGCUAACAUUUUGUUUUUGUAUUUAGUAUUUUCUGCACUGGAGUGGGGGUGAGGGGUAGGGUCGACUCUUUGUUUUCCUCCCACCUAUUCACAAGUGAGCUUCCUUUCCUCUCCAAUGACUGCCCACUGGCUGGGUACUGGGUUUCACUUUGAUCCUCAGAGCUUUAUAGAGCCCUCUGCCCCAGUUCUAAAGGCACUAUGUGCCAAAGAUCAUUUCUAAUGUGCACGUAUGCAUUUACAACAGAGCCACCAGGAGUACAAAUUCAGGGCCUGGCUCAUAGGUCAGGGAGCCAGCAGCAUGUGUCUCCAGGAUAUCCUUUAAGUCCAUGCCUAUAAGCUUAGAUGUUAAUCCACCACUCUAAGUGCAUUCUGAUUAAAACAUGAGUGUGUUCACAUCCUUGGUGGUGACUAGGUGGCCAGCCCUGGCUUGGCUGGCACACUUGAGAGCAGCAUGGGCAGGAAGCAGAGAGCUUCAGGCCAGGCUGGAGACAACUUUAAAAAGUGUGUGAGACUAAUCCAUUCUCUGGAACCCCAAGGGAGAAGCUAUAGGGAACACAUCUUUUUAGCAGUGCAUGCCUACAAAGGGAGGUGUGGGUCAAAUGUUAUGGUGAGGAGAGACAACUAUAAGGAAGGCCAUUUGUGAACGUAGGAAUAAGACACUUCUGUGGGCUGCUGCAGUAAGAACAGCUUAAGAAACUCUUAGACCCUGGUGAGAUAGCUAAGUCAUGCAAGAGGUAGUAACAGAUGGACUGGCCAUCGGCAGAGGCUGCUUAGGCUGGUUUGAUGCAUGUAGGACCUGGAAGCAGUGAUUUUUCAGGUUUAGGAGGGGAACAGAUGGUAUGAAAGGAAUCUGCCCUGGAGGCUGAGGGUUUUGACCCAUCCCCACCCCACUUCUAGCUUUCUACCUCUAAUUCCCCUUGCAGCCAGCAACCUAUUACACUGCUGAUCCUUUAGCUCCACCAUCCAUAGAUGCAAGAACAGCUUGGAUCUACGCUUUCAGUGUGAGCCUGGCUCCUGGAAAUGCUCAAAUCACUCCACUGUCAAGACACAGGUUGCAGCUUUCACUAUGCCAAUGACAUUUCUCUUUUUCAGACACCACAUUCUUAUCAGUUACACUUUUGGGGUGCUUCCUGUCUCCUUCCAGUUGCCAGGGAUGUCUUUGGCUUUUGAGUCAGACCAUCAAGAGUGGGAUGAAUUGCCAAUUAAGUUCAGGCACUGUUGGGUGCUGGUAGAGGUCUUAGGGAGAAAAAUGAAACACCAAUAGGACUAGUGAACUGUCUUUGUUUAUCACUGGCUGUACACCAGGGCAUACACUCCAACAGUUAAUAAGCUAUGACCUCUCUUCAGAUGCUUUCUCAAUAGUGCAACCUUUGUGGUGAGGUCUUCUGGUGAGUAGGAAGCCAGCCUUUCAUCCUGGGGAGCAGGCAGUAACCUGGAGUCUCAGCCAUUGAAGCAAGGACUGACUUUCCUAGAUAAAUCUUCAAAUGGACUGUGCUAAUGUUGUGUCUCAAAGCUACCAAGUUUGUGCAAUAAGUGGAAGAGAAGGGAUGCCAUUCCUGAUCAAUAAUGCUGAAUGACAUUCAAGUUCAUUUUCUAGACCACUGAGAAAAUCUUUAUUUACAAUAAAUUUCAAUAAAAUUUUGCAUAAAUAUA